AAGAAUCUCUCUCUCUCUCUCUCUCUCUCUCUCUCAAAGUUUUCAACUUUUUCGUUCUCGCGACCAUUGAGACGCUCCCUCUCGCCUAGCUUAUAUGUCUCGAAGGCAGUCUUUUUCGUAUGUGCCAGACUCUACAUUCUGAGAGAUGGGUGUGAGCUUUCUUCAAACACACACAAUUUCCACAUUGCAGCGAGCCUCAUCAUUAACUUCUUUCGUCAUAAGCCCAAGAUUAUACUGACUUGAACGCAUGAUCCCUUUUGAUUUCUUUCUCUGUAUAUGACGGUUUGAGUCUCUGGGUAUUCAACCGACAAAAACGAACAGAAACCGCUAUAAAGCAAAAGAAACAGAAAGAAAAGCUAUGGCAGGUGACAAAGUCUGUAACAUGACUGCUUUGCUUAAAAACGACACUCUUCCUUGUGAUUCUCUCCUGAUUCCUACUUCUGCCACUCUUCAUGGUGCAAAGUCUAUGGUUAACUUUGAGAAUGGUGGGGGAGGGGAUACCUUGGAUGCGCCAUUUUUCCAAGCUAUUGUUAAAGAAGAAAACGGCGAUGAGGAUUUUGAUGUGUGCCUUAACCGACCCGGCAAGAAAAGGCGGCUUACGGGUAGCCAAGUUCAGUUUCUUGAAAGAAACUUUGAGGUGGAAAAUAAGCUUGAACCAGAGAGAAAGAUACAACUUGCUAAGGAACUUGGGUUGCAGCCACGCCAAGUUGCAAUAUGGUUUCAAAAUCGGCGGGCUCGGUUCAAGAACAAACAGCUGGAAAAGGACUAUGACGCUCUGAAAACUAGCUACGACAGGCUCAAGGAUGAUUAUGACAAUCUCCUAACAGAGAAAGAGAACUUGAAAAUGGAGCUCGUUUCCCUGAAAGCUAAAUUGCUGGCUAGAGAGGAAGGGAUAGAAAAUUUAGAACAUAUUGAAGCCAUCAAUUCACCCAAUGAAGAACAUGGGAACCCAGUUUCUAAAACUGUCCCUGGAGUGAUUUCCAAUGCAACACUGCUGGCGACUCCCAAACGAGAAGAGGCAAGUUCAGCAGGAAGCGAUGUGUUCGAUUCAGAUAGCCCACAUUCAUUUUUGGAGCCUGGUGAUUCUUCUCAUGUUUUUGAACCUGACCAAUCAGAUUUCUCACAAGAGGAAGAAGAUGAUCUUAGCAGGAGCUUUAUGCCCACACCAUACUUCCCAAAACUCUACCAUGAUACACCAUCAAAUUCAUGUAGUUUUGAAUUCCCAGUGGAAGAUCAACCCUUUUGGACCUGGACUUACUGAGUUUAUUGCAUGUUAUAGAUAUGAGCUUCCACGUUACCUGAUAAUGCAAAUCAAACGUUCAGUUGUAAUUAUAGUUUUAUCAAGCAAUAUUAUAUAUAAUCUUGAAAUUGCUGCC
This is a messenger RNA of Manihot esculenta (cassava), 1376 nucleotides long. Its product is annotated as homeobox-leucine zipper protein HAT5. The record is from RefSeq and is a predicted model, not a curated record. Bases 359 to 1261 code for a protein of 300 amino acids. Gene Ontology annotation, cellular component: nucleus. The transcript is spliced from 3 exons. NCBI's taxonomy places the organism in Eukaryota, Viridiplantae, Streptophyta, Magnoliopsida, Malpighiales, Euphorbiaceae. Gene Ontology annotation, biological process: positive regulation of DNA-templated transcription. Gene Ontology annotation, molecular function: sequence-specific DNA binding; DNA-binding transcription factor activity, RNA polymerase II-specific.